GGAGACUCGAGGAACUGGACUUGGUGUCGUCAGAGAGUCGGGGCUGUCAUGUGAGAAGCUGUGGAAGCACUUCGACCAGGAAAUCUCAGAUUGUUGAUAGGGCGACAGUUUAGCUGGUGACCGUCGGGGAGCGGAGAAGUUGUUUUUAGUAUUAAAAGGUUUUAGUUUUCAUUUGUGCGCCAUGGCAUCUCUAUUCAAGAAGAAGACAGUCGAUGACAUUAUAAAGGAACAGACUAAGGAGCUUCGUGGUACUCAGAGACAGAUCACUAGAGACAGAGCUGCUCUGGAGAAACAAGAGAAACAAAUGGAGAUGGAGAUAAAGAAGAUGGCUAAGUCUGGGAACCGGGAGGCCUGCAAGAUCCUGGCCAAGCAGCUGGUCCAGCUGAGGAAACAGAAGAACAGGACCUACGCCGUCAGUUCAAAGGUCACCUCCAUGUCUACACAGACCAAGGUCAUGAACUCCCAGAUGAAGAUGGCAGGAGCCAUGUCUGCUACGGCUAAGACAAUGCAGGCGGUGAACAAGAAGAUGGAUCCUCAGAAGACCCUCCAGACCAUGCAGGACUUCCAGAAGGAGAACAUGAAGAUGGGCAUGACAGAGGACAUGAUCAACGAUACGUUAGAUGAGAUAUUUGACGAGUCAGGUGACGAGGAAGAAUCUCAGGACAUUGUGAACCAGGUUCUGGAUGAGAUUGGCAUUGAGAUCUCUGGAAAGAUGGUGAGAGCCCCAGCAGCAGGGAAGAAUCUCCCCUCUGCCUCUCCUAAACGGAAAACACAGAUCUCUGACGAUGAGAUAGAGAGACAGCUCAGAGCACUUGGAGUGGACUAACACAGACACACACACACACACACACACCUUGGGCUAGGUCUGUGUACUUGCAGGCUGGUGGUCCAUGUGUCGGAGACUGGGAGACUGUGGCUGGUUAUGAAUAGGUAGUGACUACAUUAUGGAAUAAUAGAAUGUCUUAUUAUGACCCAAACUACAAUCUGCUGAAGGAUGGGAUAUUCAUGUACAUACAGACAGUUGACUCCGGUGACUUCAAUGUAUACAUGAUAUUCUGGAAGGACCAAUCCUGUGGGAGGAUGAAGUAAUGAUGUUUUUUGUGCUCUCACAUCUUUAGGUACGGUACUAUAGAUGCUGGUGAUGUCAUAGACUACUGUCUGUAGUACCACUUACAUGAACUCUAGGAACUACUGACAAUGCUUGACUUUUUCACUAAUAAACAUUUUGCAUGAGAA
This is a messenger RNA of Oncorhynchus mykiss (rainbow trout), 1236 nucleotides long. RefSeq names its product charged multivesicular body protein 2Ba (gene chmp2ba). Lineage: Eukaryota; Metazoa; Chordata; Actinopteri; Salmoniformes; Salmonidae. Gene Ontology annotation, biological process: vacuolar transport. The record is from RefSeq and is a predicted model, not a curated record.